AUGGUUGACGGGAUCAGUGGUACCAUCGAAGGUGUCAAUCGAUGGCAUCUUGAACUUGGGAAAGAGAGCCUUAUCCCGGAUAGAGGCGGUAAAAGGAGAGUUAACGGUGGAGGAAGUCUUAUGCUGGAUGGUUAUGGAAUGGUGGUGGCAUAUCUUGACGAGGCUGCAAGCCUAACGGGGGAGGGUACAUACCGUCAAGAUUCAACAAUUAAGGCCGCAGGGCAAAGGGUGGAAAUGUUCCUUGAGGCACAUGUAGUGGGAAUUGAUGGUGAUGGUGGGCUUGUUUUGGGUAAGGGGGAACUAUUGGAUGUGGUGGAGGGAUACAAACCCAUAGAACACAUGGAAAUAAUGGGUGGGUCAGCAUCAGCAAGCCCAUGCUCAUCAUAUCAACCUAGUCCAUGUGCAUCCUACAAUCCAAGCCCCACUCCAUCUUCAUUUCCUAGCCCAAUCUCAUCGCCUUAUGCUGCGAAUGCCAUUAGCAAUGGUGACGCUAACUCCCUCAUCCCAUGGCUCAAAAACCUCUCAUCAGGAGGCUCAUCCAAGCUCCCUCACCAUCUCUACAUCCAUGGAAGUUCUAUAAGUGCUCCGGUCACCCCACCAUUGAGCUCCCCUACAGCUGGUUAUCAAACCCCGCCUGACUCGGGAUGGCUCUCUAGUGUUCAAACUCCCCAAGAUGGACCAUCAUCUCUUACAUUUAGCCUUGUCGCAUCAAGCCCAUUUGUCUUCAAGAAGGCAUUUUUAGGUGGAGGGUCUCGAAUGUGGACUUCUGGGCAAAGUGGAACAUGCUCUCCGGCAUUUGCAGCGGGGUGUGAUCAAACCUCAGAUGUUCCAAUGUUUGAUGGGACUGCAGCUAAGUCCGUAUUUAGUAGUAACACAAAGGGGUUGGUGAAGGCAUGUGAAGGAGAGAGAAUUCACGAGGAAUGUCUUGGUGACGAUCUUGAGCUUACACUUGGCAAUUGUACAACCAGGUAA
Molecule: messenger RNA, 972 nt
Organism: Camellia sinensis
Lineage: Eukaryota; Viridiplantae; Streptophyta; Magnoliopsida; Ericales; Theaceae
Source: RefSeq, a predicted model, not a curated record